Messenger RNA from Brugia malayi, 1041 nucleotides. RefSeq lists its product as uncharacterized. NCBI's taxonomy places the organism in Eukaryota, Metazoa, Nematoda, Chromadorea, Rhabditida, Onchocercidae. The transcript has 10 exons. The record is from RefSeq and is a predicted model, not a curated record. The coding region runs from base 1 to 1041 and encodes 346 amino acids.
AUGGCAUCAUCAAAUAAUGGCAAAUGUCGAAUAAGUAGUUAUUGCGUUAUCAUUAGAAAUCCGAAGCAAAUUAAACUAACAAUGGAAUGCAAUAAACAAAGUUUGAAAUUAGAUAAUACUGAAUUUGUAAUUAAUGAAGAACAAAUGAUUGCAAUGUCCAAUUUUUUCAAACGAAUGUUAAUUAGUGGCGGGAAGAAAAAAAUAAUUGUACUUGACGAAUUAAAGCAAAAAGAACCGUGCUUCAAUGCGAUCGGAUUAGCAAUUGCAAUUUCAUUUGCAGAUGGAUAUGCUAAAAUACCACUAAAUCGAAUUAUCAAUGCAUUAGCAGCGGCAAAUGCCCUUGAAAUGUGGGAUAUGCGUAAAGCAAUCAUCGAACAACUGCGCAUAUUAGCAUCGAAACCGGAAAGUGCGCCAUUUGCUAUUAGUGUUGCUGUAUGCAAUUUGGAAAAAAAUAAGGCAAAAUAUGUCGUAAAGCAAUCAUUGGAUAAAUUUAAUGAAAUAAUCAAGCAGAAUAGCUUUCUUGCUAUCAAUGAUGCAAGUUUCGAGUUUCUCAUUUCUCUCUUCAUUUAUGAGCAUUCGACCACAAGUGAAAAUCAAGUAGCAAUUGGAUUAGCAGCGCAAGCAAUUAAAGUUUGGUGCUGUAAUGAUGAUCAGCGUUACACGUUUGUAAAGGAUAUACUUAAUAAAUUGCGAUUAUUCUGCAAUUUUGAUUUUAUCGACCAAAUCGAACGAUUAACUGAUCAAAAUUUAGCAAUUCACUCGUUUCGAGAUAAGGUAGAAUUAGUUAAUGAUGCCGCCACUCAACAUAAUACAUUUAAAAUGAUAAGCAUAACUAGCGGUGAUCCAAUUACGGAUUCCGAUGAACCGUUGAAGUUUGAAACAUUCCGUCAAAUUGAGCUUCCAGCAGUUAAACCGGAUGCAAACGGAAUUCGUCAUUAUUCAUUCACCAUAGAAUUUGAAGCACCAAAAGAACUACUUCUCUCGAAUAAGCCAAAACUUAUUGGCUUACAGCUUGAAGCAAUCGUAGAAUGUCCGAAUUAA